GAGGGAAGAGCAGGAGAAAGAGAGAGUGGGAGAAAUAGAGAAGGGUGAGAGUGAGGAAAAAAGGGAGGACAAGGGAAGAAGAGAGGAAGAGGAAAGGGAGAAAAGGAGAGGGGGAGGGGUCGGGGAUCAAGUCGGCGCCAGCGGCUGGCCAGCCCCGCCCACCUCCGCGCUGAUUGGUCCAGCCGGUACGUCCGGUUUUGUGCAGGAGGAUGGCGGAGCUUCAUAUCAUUGGGCAGAUUGUCGGAGCAAGUGGCUUUCCUCAGCACAGUCUGUUCUGCAAAUGGGGACUGCACGCAGGUUGUGCUUGGAAGCUCCUGUCUGGCUUAAGGGAAGGGCAAACGCAAGUGGACAACCCAGCAAUGAAGGAGAUGUCCUACUGGUCACAUCCUGUUGAUGUGCACUAUGCAACCAAAGGUCUCCAAGGCUGGCCCAAACUCUUCCUGCAGGUCUGGCACCAGGACUCCUUUGGCCGGAGCGAGCUCUACGGCUACGGUUUCUGCCACAUCCCCAGCAGUCCAGGCUUCCACCAGAUGGACUGCGUCACCUGGCGGCCUCUGGGCACCUGGCAGGAGCAGCUGUCCCAGAUGUUUGUUGGCGGCGGCCCCCAGCUGAAACACAGCGACCUGAUCCACACCGGGGCCGACCGCUACCGACUGCACACUGUGGCCAUGGGCAAGGUCCACCUGCAGCUCAACAUCAUCCUUCGCAACUUCGACCGCUAUGGGGUGGAGUACUAAGUGGUGAGCCGGCACUGUCGUAGGGAGUGGACGUUUACCGGGCAGGAGGGAUCCUCCCCACUUCCCGCCUGUCGCCUGCCAUCUAUGAGACAGUCUUCAGAAGAUCCUCCGAUCACAUGCGGCACUGGUGGAGCCGCUGCCUCUUAGCACUAGAGAGCCCAGGUUCGAUCCUGACCUCGGGUGCUGGCUGUGUGGGGUUUCCACGCUCCCCGUGUGACCGCGUGGGUUUCCUCCAUUUCCGAAAGACGUGCGGGUUAGUAGGUUAAUUGGUCUCUGCAAUAUUAUGCAGGGAGUGGGAUAAUACAGAACUAUUGUGAACGGGGGGGGGGGGGGGGGGUCGAUGGUCAGUGUGGAUUCAGUGGGUCGAAAGGACUGUUCCCAAUCUGUGUCGAUCAAUCAAUCAAUCUAUUAAUCAAUUCAAUCAAUCAAGCUUCACAAAGAUCUCAACUCCAGCUCUGCUACACGGAUUUGGUGCCUGUGUCUAAGAACAAGAAAUAAGAACGAGAGCGGGCCAGUUGGCCAUGGAAUCUGCUCUGUUAUUCCAUACGAUCAUGGUUAGUUUGCUCUUGGUCUCUGCCCCACCAUCCUAUGUGAUCCUCAUAUCUGACUCCCUACAGUUCAAACGUUUGCCAGUCCCAACCUGUGAAUGACUCGGCCUCCGCAGCUCUUUAGGAUAGAGAAUUGCAGAGUCAUAAUCCUGAGGGAAGGUUUUCCUCCUCAUCUCCAUCUGAAAUGUGGGAUUCUUUAUAAUUGAAAAUAAAUAGUUCUAGAUUUCUCCUCGCAGUGUAAUAUCCUCUCAGCCUCCAACCUGUCAAAUGUCCUCGGAAUAAUAUUAGCUAUAAUAUUCAUAAACUCCAGUGGUUGUAGAUUCAAGCUGCUCGUACUUUAUCAGACAACCUGUUUGUCCCAGUAAUCGACCUAAUCGACUUUCCUUGAGCUGUCUCCAGUGCAAGUACGUCUCUUCUUAGAGAAGGCGACCAAAACUAUAUGGCGUAUUCCCUCCUUGGUCUCACCAAUGAAAAGCAAAAAACAAAAUGCAGGUGCUCGAAAUCUUUAAUAAAAACAGAAACUGCUGGAAACACUCAGCGGGCCAGGCAGCUUCUGCAGAGAGAGAUAGAAGGCCCUUUGUUAGAAUUGAAAUACAGAAAACGAAAGUUAGAUUUAACUGAGACACAAGGAACUGCAGAUGCUUGUUUACAACAAAAAGCACAAAGUGCUGGAGUAACUCAGCGGGCCAGGCAGCUCUUAUGGGGAACAGGGAUUGGUGACGUUUCAGGUUGGAACUCUUCUCCAGACCAGACCCGAAAUGUCCCAUAUUCAUGGUCGGUGCCUGACCCGCUGAAUUACUCCAGCACUUUGUGUCUUUUUUCAAGAUUUAUCUCGCACUAAAAACGUAACUAACUUUUCUCCCUCUGUCCCCAUACUCUUGACGGAUCUUUGACUUGAAUGAUCAGCUCUCUUCCCCUUUCCACAAAUGCUGCCCGACCUGCUGAGUGUUUCCAGCAUUUGCCGUUGUUGUUUGUCGUCUCAUGAAUAUAUUUAUAUAAAAAGUGUGUCUACUUUUGUACUUGUUGCAAUAACAGCUGAUGUCCUUU
Amblyraja radiata (thorny skate) is the source of this 2332-nucleotide messenger RNA. It is a transcript of the gene b9d2, whose product is annotated as B9 domain containing 2. NCBI's taxonomy places the organism in Eukaryota, Metazoa, Chordata, Chondrichthyes, Rajiformes, Rajidae. The coding region runs from base 210 to 737 and encodes 175 amino acids. Gene Ontology annotation, biological process: cilium assembly. The transcript is spliced from 4 exons. The record is from RefSeq and is a predicted model, not a curated record. Gene Ontology annotation, cellular component: MKS complex.